UGGAAUGAGCCACGUCAGUCAGUGUGUCCCUGGGGCUCUCAGAGUUUCCUUACAGUAGCAGCAGCUGUUUGCUCUCUCUCUCUCUCUCUCACCUUCCCUCCUUCCCUCUCUCCGUCUCCUACACACCCCCAAGCAGCCGUAGCAGCAUGAUCCUGAUGACCAUGAUCGCCCGGGUGGCGGACGGGCUGCCUCUCGCCGCUUCCAUGCAGGAGAAUGAGCAGUCAGGCCGGAACCUACAGGAGUACCAGAACCAGGCCAAGCAGCUGUUCCGGAAGCUGACGGAACAUUCUCCGACCCGGUGCACCCUGGAGACAGGAGUCCUGAUGUUUCACUACCUGAUAGACCGGGGCGUCUGCUACCUGGUGCUGUGCGAGGGGAACUACUCCAAAAAGAUGGCCUACGCCUUCCUGGAUGACCUGCAGGCGGAGUUCAGCGAGCUGUAUAUCAAAAAGGUCGCGACUGUCUCCAGACCCUAUGUUUUUAUUGAAUUCGACACCUACAUCCAGAAGCUGAAGAAGUCCUACAGUGACUCCUGGUCUCGCCGGAAGCUGGGCUCCAUCAACAGCGAGCUCCAUGACGUCCAGAAGAUCAUGGUGACCAAUAUCGAGGAGGUGCUGCAGCGAGGGGAGGCGCUCUCGGCGCUCAACACUAAAGCCAGCAACCUCUCCACCCUCUCCAAGAAGUACCAGCAAGAUGCCAAAGAGUUGAACUCCCGGUCACGCUUCACCAAAGCAGCAACCACGGGUAUCUGCCUCUUUAUGGUCAUGCUCUACUUCUGGUGGUUGUGACCAGAGCUGCCACUGGACAGACGGAUGGACACGGUGGCGACACGGGAAUCAAGAAACGCGGACCUUCACCUUGCAACGUUCUGGAACACUAACCAAACUGUACAGCCGGGGCAACAACGUCAAAACGGACUCUCAAACAUUGGACCGUCCUGGGCGCUCGUCUUUUUUUUUUGUAGGCGUUUCUCAUCAUUGAGCAGACGGCGGAGGUGGGGAUGAGGGGAUACUGGGCGCUACCGAACGCACAACACACCCAAUUUCAUUAAAAAACAAACUGGCAUCGAGUGCGCACAGGGCAGGGUCAGCAUGGGGUUAGAUACAGAGUACAGCUCCCUCGACACAGUCCCCCAUCAAACACUCCCAGGAUCAGGGCAGGGAUUAGCUACAGGGACAGCAUGGUGUUAGAUACAGAGUAAAGCUCUCUCUACAAUGUCCCCCAACAAAUACUCCCAGGGACAGGGCAGGGAUUAGCUACAGGGACAGCACGGGUUUAGGUACAGAGUACAGCUUCCUUGACACAGUCCCCAUCAAACACUCCCAGGGCAGGGAUUAGCUACAGGGACAGCACGGGGUUAGAUACAGAGUACAGCUCCCUUGACAUUGUCCCCAUCAAACACUCCCAGGGCAGGGAUUAGCUACAGGGACAGCACGGGGUUAGAUACAGAAUAAAGCUCUCUUUACAAUGUCCCCCGACAAACCCUGCCAGGGCAGCACGAGGUGAGCUCUGAAGUAGCUGUACUCUGCUCUGGCUUCAGUCUACUGGAGACUGCAGGGAGAGGCUGGGUGUCCAGGUCUGUCUAGGACUUGGUCUGCCUCUGUUUCAGGCAGGGAGUGUAGAUCUGCCGUGAGUAUGCAGUGGAUGGUAAACCGGAUUACAAAAGCGGGGACUUUUGUUUUUGUUUAGCAAUUGUUUUGUUGUCUCAUUUCGGACUGGGGCAGACAGACUGAUUCAGGGGAAGCGACAGUGACCUUACUUAAACAGCACCAGAGCCCUUUCCCUGAUCCCCAGUCUGAAUGGUUGUCAUUUUGAGACUCGGUCAUCAAGAAUAGUCUCAUGAACUCGUGGUUCUUUGUAAUUUUGUUUGGAUCAACCUCCUCACCCACAUCCUGUUAAAUUGAUGCAAAAUACUGCAAAUGCUGAAAGCCUGAAAUUAAAACAGAAAUUGCUGGAGAAUCUCAGCAUGUCUGGCAGCAUCUGUAGAGAGAAAGAAAGAAUUAACGUUUCAAAUCGGUUAUGACUCAAAGUCCAAUGAAGAGUCGUAAUGGAUUUCAAAAGUUAGCUACAUUUCUCUCUCUCUCUCUCUCUCCAAAGAUACUGCAGGGCUGUGUUUGAACUAGCAUUUUCUGUUACUUUUUAUUUCCGUAUUAAAUCAGAUUUUCUUUUGAAAAAUAAAGAAAUCUUCUGAAAA
This is a messenger RNA of Rhincodon typus (whale shark), 2194 nucleotides long. Its product is annotated as vesicle-trafficking protein SEC22b-like. Gene Ontology annotation, cellular component: endoplasmic reticulum membrane; Golgi membrane; endoplasmic reticulum-Golgi intermediate compartment. Bases 147 to 788 code for a protein of 213 amino acids. Gene Ontology annotation, molecular function: SNAP receptor activity. Lineage: Eukaryota; Metazoa; Chordata; Chondrichthyes; Orectolobiformes; Rhincodontidae. Gene Ontology annotation, biological process: endoplasmic reticulum to Golgi vesicle-mediated transport; vesicle fusion with Golgi apparatus; retrograde vesicle-mediated transport, Golgi to endoplasmic reticulum. The record is from RefSeq and is a predicted model, not a curated record. The transcript has 5 exons.